This is a messenger RNA of Diprion similis, 7342 nucleotides long. RefSeq names its product mediator of RNA polymerase II transcription subunit 12 (gene kto). NCBI's taxonomy places the organism in Eukaryota, Metazoa, Arthropoda, Insecta, Hymenoptera, Diprionidae. Gene Ontology annotation, molecular function: transcription coactivator activity. Gene Ontology annotation, biological process: regulation of transcription by RNA polymerase II. Gene Ontology annotation, cellular component: mediator complex. Bases 447 to 7007 code for a protein of 2186 amino acids. The record is from RefSeq and is a predicted model, not a curated record. The transcript has 13 exons.
CCGUAGAAAAUGCCAAGAUGGCGUUGUGGGCAACUUGCCCCAAAGAUGACAAGUUCGGUGAAAUUUUAAUCGUCUACCGAAUUUAAAAUACGGUUUUAACCAUGUACAUACAUAUUAAAAUAACAGUAUUCUGCUACUAUACACGAUUUAUUUUUCUGUGAGCAAUGAAGAUUAAUUUUUUUUUGUUUUUUUCUACGUUGUCAACUUUUAAAGGUUAUAUGUUGCAUUGAUCUCUCAUGCGAAAUUCUGUAUAUAUUCAUUAAUCCCGUGUGGUUUUAUUGCAGUUUUGUGAACUUUAUGUGUGUUUAACUAAUUGACUGAUUGCCAGCUUCGGCAUAAUUUUUUUUUAAAUAUUAUUUUGAAGGUUAUAGUCUCGUUUAAUUCCACUCUAAAUUUGUGAACUGUAUAUGGGUUCUAGUUAUCUUUGAUCCCGUUUUUUACUUACCAUGAUGGGUAUAUUGUACGAAAAACGGCCUUUAAAAAGGCCAAGAUUAGGCCCUCCCGACGUAUAUCCACAAGAGCCUAAGCAAAAGGAGGAUGAGCUUACAUUAGUAAACGUUAAACAUGGCUUUGCUACCAUGCCCCAAUUAUCUGAUGAAUUUGGAACAGCCAGGCACUGUAAUGUGACAGCUGCAAAAGUUGGUGCAUAUUUCAACGGUAUACUUGCUAAGAAAGAAGAAUUUGCCACGAUGCCUGAUACAGGAAGAAAGAGACAGCAGAUUAAUCCAAAGGAUAACUUUUGGCCUGUAACUGCCAGAACUAAAAAUGGGAUCGAAGCUUGGUUCAAAGAUCUGUCUGGCUGUAAGCCUUUACUAGCCUUGGCUAAGAAAGCCCCUAAUUUUAACAAGAAAGAAGAAAUUUUCAUGAUGUUGUGUGAAUAUCAAGUGCCGAUGCUGAGAGCUGCUUGGUUUAUUAAAUUAAGUUCUGCUUAUACCGUUGCUGUUUCUGAGGCAAAAAUUAAGAAAAGGCAAUUACCUGACCCAACAACUGAAUGGACUGGUACCUUGAUAAAAUUUCUAAAAGAUCAGCUAACCAAAUUACAAGAAUAUUACCAUAUGAAUCACAAUAUCUCUAAUGGCACAAGCAGCAGUACCAAUGGCAGUAAUCUGAGUAAUAACAGCACCAAUAAUACUGUGAAUAAUCAGCCAACUACACCAAACCCAAAUCCUGGGCCAAUUGUGGGUCCAACUAUGAACGAAGAUCAUAAAUUAGCACUUAAACAGUGGCAUUACUGUAUUCAAUUAGCCAAAUACAUGUUUGAGGAAGGAUUGCUCGAUAGGCAAGAACUGUUACAAUGGAUCUUAGAACUGCUGGAUAAAAUGAGAUCUGCUCCGCUGGACGAUGGGAUUCUGAAACUCGUAUUACCAUUAGCCUUGCAAUAUCUAGAAGAGUUUGUUCAGUCGGAGUUAUUAGCUAGAAAAUUGGCAUACUUGUGCUGUCGUAAAAUUGCACAGAUGUGCAGCAAUGUAGAAAACAGCAAUAAUCCUCAAAGUCCUAUGGUCACUGCCCCUGUAAAAUCAGAAGUCAGCAAUAUAAAAGAGAAUCCCGUUGCCCCAACACCGGUUAAUCCAUUAACCGUGACUUUCAACGACUAUAUUAACUGUCCACAUCACAGAGACAUAAUCUUGGGAUUAUCGGUUAUAAUUCAGGUAAUUACGAUUGAGUGUCCAACCGCCUUAGUUUGGAAUAGUGUCGGCGAAGGUAAAGCACCAUCGGUUUUAAAUGGGUCGCCGUUAGAUCAUCUGCCUAGUCCUCCAUCAGCUUUACCAUGCCCCCCUGCCAGUUCGAUAAAUCCGACGAUGAAGCAGAUCAAGGUUGCUCAAGAAAGUGUUCGCCGACGAUCAUUAGCUGCCGAAGGCCGAUGGUCGUGUGACAAAUGGCAGCAAAGCAGUGCCGGUAUGACAACGACUAAAGUCUUAGCUGCUCUGGAUGCUUUAGAUCGUCACAGUUUUGACAGAAUGGAUGCGUUAAACUCUCUGGAUACACUGUAUGCUAAAAUAUUCACUGCUACACCUAAGGAAAAUACAAAUGAGAGAGACACGAAAGUUGAAUAUUCUCCCCAGCAAGAUGCCGCUAUUAUAGAAAUUUUAUGCGAAUGGGCGGUAAGUUCGGAAAGGUGGGGCGAGCAUAGAGCAAUGGCUGUGGCUAAGUUGUUAGAAAAACGUCAGAGUGAAGCUACUGGAGAAACUAACGACAGUGAUGACAAAGACAGUGUUUGUAGUAAUGCUUCACCACCAGGGUUGCCAAUUUUUCAACCAUUACUCAUGAAAUUUCUCGACACUGACGCUCCGAUUUUAGACCAUAGUUCUUCCCAGUCCAAAGCACAGUUCACCAAUUUGGUUCACUUAUUUUCCGAGCUUAUUCGUCACGACGUCUUUUCCCACGACGCAUACAUGUGUACUUUGAUAUCUCGAGGGGAUCUGAUUCAAGGACCAGCUGCUAGUAAACCAAGUACACCGAACAAUCGUGAACCAAUAGACGAAGACAGCUUAUUUCCUGGAAUUGAUUUGAAACCAGCUAAACUGGAAGUGCCAGAUCACGGAAGAACAAUGGAUUAUGAUGAUAGUAAAAUUGACGAUGAUUUAGAUAAAUUGCUACAACAUAUUAAAGAGGAUCAACAGAAUAGCAUGGAUGCUCCAGACAGUCCAAAGGAAGAUGCCUUGGGUGGCCAUAACGCACAUGAUGGGCUAGAUUCUAAAAGUCCAAAUCCAUGUAGACAUUUACUUUAUACUACACAUUUUCCAUUGCCACAGGAUGAAACCUGCAGUCAACAUGACUGCAAUCAACGUCACGUUUUGUUGUAUGGUGUGGGACGAGUACGCGACGAAGCAAGACAUGUCGUUAGAAAAAUGACAAAAGAAAUUUGCAAAUUAUUUGGAAAAAAAUUCAGCAUCGAUGUUGCAGAAGGUGGCAAAGUAAAAAAACACUCCCGGAGUGAAUUCAAUUUUGAAGCUGUUACUCAGAAGUUUCAAAACUUGAGUUAUUUUGACCAACACGUCGUCACGUGGCAGUGUGCUACACAAGUCAUUGAAAUGCUGAAUACAUUCGCAUUAGCUGGAUCAUCUUACUUACCUGUUCAGGAACAUGUCGCAUUCUUAUUUGACCUAAUGGAACUUGCGCUAAACAUAUACGGACUUAUUGAUGUUUGUAUUCAGAUAUUGAAAGAACUGCCGGAGAUUGAAGCACAAUUGACAGUCAGAAAUAGUCAGCUCAUCAGAAGUUACACCACAAGCUUAAGUUUAUAUGUUGUUGGGGUGCUGAGACGAUAUCAUUGUUGUUUAUUACUUGCUCCAGAACAAACAACAGCAGUGUUUGAUCUCCUUUGCAAAGUUGUCAAGCAUGUUUCGAAUCCAAGUGACUGUAGUUCUGCAGAACGUUGCGUUUUAGCACAUCUGUACGAUUUGUACUCAAGUUGUUCAUUAUUGAAGACAAAGCCCCAUGGCGUGGAAGCUUUCAGCAAUGCCUACCCUAAAAUUCGAAUAGCUUUGUACAGCGCAUUACUGCCAACCCCAUCGAAUCACGUUUACAAUUCUCAAUUCAUGAUUGACGUCUUUAGUAGUCCGAGGCGUAGCGGAAAAAUUGAGCCUCAAUGGGCCAGACAGUUGAAUGAAACUCCGGCGAAUCGUUAUAGCUUUGUAUGCAAUGCAAUUAUUGUUGCUGUGAGCAGUGAGACUGAUAACGAUAAAUUGAACGAUGUUGCGAUAAUUUGUGCAGAGCUCACAGCCUGCUGUAAUGCUCUAAGUGCUGAGUGGUUGGGUGUCUUGAUGGCAUUAUGUUGUUCAUCCAACAGUUCAUCAUUUUAUAUUGAUGUUUUAAAUCAAGUUGAUGUUCAAAAUUUGAAUGUUCGUAAUUCUUUGGCUGUGUUUACAUCCAUUUUGAUUGCCAGACACUGUUUUUCCUUAGAAGAUUUUGUAGUGCACAUAGCAUUGCCGUCUCUUGUAAAGGCUUGUAACGAAGGCCGUGGCGAUGCCGAUAUGGAAGCUGAAGCAGGUGCUCUGCUAACUUGUCACCUACUCUUACAACUAUUCAAAACAGUCGAGUGCCCACAACCGGCUUUAUAUUCAGUUAGCACCAGUCCACAUCCACUGCCCAGUGGGAAUCUGAGACGUUACAGUAUAAAACUUAGCUGCGACAGACACUUGCUAGCAGCUGCCCACAAUAAUAUCAGAGUCGGACCUGUAUUGGCAGUUUUGAAGGCGAUUCUGGUUGUUGGUGAUGCUACUGCUGGUAAACUUCCGCCUAAAAAACCAGACAUUCCAAUGGCACACUCUAACAAAGCUGGUCCAGGCAGUGUGGGUGCUAGUGAGAGAGAGUCUAUUAGUCACAUAUUGGGCACAAGUGACAUCUUAGGCGGAGGCGAUGAUUUGGGUCUUGAUCUUGGACUGUCGUCAAGCAAUCUUAGCAUGGAAACAGAAAAUGUUAAAGGUUUGUCAGCUUUUGCUCAGCAUGUACUGCGCCAAAUAUGCAGUCAAGAAUGGGUUCUAGAAAGGUGUCUACAAAAUCCCGAAGAACUUUGUCAUCCCGACAUGCUUUUGGACAACAUGUUAACUCCUCGUCAAGCUCAAAGAUUGUUGCACAUGAUAUGUUAUCCUGACACGCUUAUCGACACAUUUUUAGACCAGAAAACGCACAUCACAAAUAUACUGGAAAACCUCGAGCAAUGGAGUCUACGAAUGUCUUGGCUCGACCUGCAACUUAUGUACAAACAAUAUCCAGCGGGUUCGAGUGAUUUAUCGCAAUGGUUAGACACUGUUGCUAAAGCAGCAAUUGAUGUGUUCCAACUCAAUACUAUUUCUGGUAAACCGGACAAAAAAUCAGGUUCUAUAUGGCUGGUAGCGCCUUUGGUAUCGAAGCUGCCUAGUGCUGUACAAGGUCGUGUUUUAAAAGUAGCUGGACAAGUGUUAGAAUCUGGUAAUUGGUCUAAAGCAAGCAGAGAAAAAGGCAGGUCGAAAUCACCAUCUCUCUUCAAUCAUCAGCCAUUUUUAUCUUUAGUAUUGACAUGUUUAAAAGGACAAGAUGAUCAGAGGGAAGGGUUGUUAACGUCUCUGCACUCACAGUUGACACAAUUUUUGAAUAUGAGCAAAGAAGAAAAAAAUAUUGGCUUAGAAGAUCCAAAAACCAGGGAAGUAUUGCAGGAUGCUCUUCAACUGAGGUUCAGUUUGGUGGGAGGAGUUUUUGACACAAUCCAAAGAAAUACCACCGUAACAACUGACUGGGCGAUCUUAUUCGUACAAUUGAUUAGCUAUGGUGUCAUAGACUUGAACAAUAAUUCGGAACUAUUUACAACGGUAAUAGAUAUGUUAGCAACUCUAAUACAUUCCACACUUGUUUCGGAUUCGCAGUCUGAGAAAGAUGAAAAUAAAAAGCAUUAUCAGAAUCUAAUGAAAAAACUUAAGAAGGAAUUAGGUGAUCGAAAUUCACAGAGCAUACAAUUUGUAAGACAGUUGUUACCUCUGCCCAAAGUGACAAUGGAAGUUAUCACAUGCGAACAUGUCGGCUGCUUGACCGACACAAAGGGCAACAAAAUAGCUGGAUUUGACAGCAUUGAUAAAAAACAGGGCUUACAAGUAUGUGACUCGCAAAAAGUAUCUGCUUGGGAGUUAUUAGAAGGGCAUAAAAAUCCAGCACCACUGUCUUGGGCCUGGUUUCGAGCGGUGAAAAUGGAAAGAAAACCAUUAACUUAUCAAGCAGCUCAAAAGUUGCUACGUUAUCAUACUCAUAGUGCAAUAAAACCUGCAAGUCAUUAUUUAGACCCACCGCCGUUACCUCCCGAAGAUUUAGAACCAGAUAAGAAGGAAUCAGAACCUGGUAAAGCUGAUACACCAAUGAGUGUUGAAUCCCCUGGCAGAACAAGUAAAGGAAAGGCUAUGAAGCCUAGAAAACCUAGGAAGAACAAAGGUGCAGCUACUCCAACGGCACCAAUACCUCAGCAAAUGCAGCAACAAGGUCCACCACAAAUGCAACAGAUACCAUAUGGUCAACAACCACAGGUUGUGCAACAACAAGCAAUGUUCCCAGGGCAACCACAACAACCGCAACAGCAAUGGUACCCAAAUCAACAAGGACCAACACCACAGCAGCAGUAUGGUUACGGACAACAAAUUCCACCGGCCCAAGUCACCGGUCUUCGAUACGAACGUCCCGGCAUGAAUAACCAGUCGAAACAAACACUAUCCAAUAUGCUACGUCUUCGCGUACCAUCCAAUCAGUUCAUGGGGGGACAACAACAACCUGGUGCACCCCCAGGAGCUGGACCAGCUGCAUACCAGGGUAUGCAGAGACCACAGUUCAUUAGACAGCAAUUGCGAACACAGCAUGCUGGCCCAGGGAUAAAUCCACAGCAAACUAUGUUCCCGCCACAACAGCAGCAACAAGGAAUAUAUGCUGGGAUGCAACAAGGAAUGAAUCAAAACUAUGCAGGUUACGGAGGGCAACAAAUGUUGCCACAACAGCAACAGCAGCAAAUGUUACAGCAGCCACAGCAGCAGCAACAGCAACAGCAGCAACAACAGCAACAACAACAACAGCAGCAACAGGGCAUGAUGAAUCAGCAGCAAAAUAUGAUGUUCCAGAACCCACAGCAAAUGAUUGGUGCUCAGAGAGGACAAGAAUAUAUGCCGCAACAAAGAAUGCAGCCAGGUGCUGCUCGGCCGCCUUAUCAUCAGGCUCCAAACGUCACAAUGAACACUAUGGGGCCAAUGGGUGGGGGAGUUCAAAAUCAACCAGCUCCCCCAUAUAGACAAGCUAGUGGCAAACCUGGCUCAGUUGGAGUUGCUGGUGUUGGAGCAGGUGGUGUUGGUUUACAGCAACAAAAUCAACAGUUCCAACAGCAGGCCAUAAACCAGCAACGCAUGCGGCAUAUGUUAGCCAUGCAGCAGCAACAACAACAACAACAGCAAGGUGGAGGUGGUGGACAACAGCCGACACCUCAAUUGGUAGCUCAUCUUCAACGACACUCAAAUCAACCACCCCAACAUCCUUAUCAACAUCAACCCCCGCCGUAUUGAGUUAUCACUAUCAGUUGCAUUAUGGUCUAGAGAAACUGUGGACGACACUUAAGUCUUAGCAGUGUUUUAGUGAAAUAAUGGACCAAUUCCUGUGUGUGAACUAAUGAUAUUUCAUUAGAAAAUUUACUGUUACCUGAACCUAGAUUUCAACUUGAAAUUUCUUCAGGAUAAUCCGCAUUUUCCAACAAUUGUAUGUGUAUAUACUAGUUACAUAAAUUUAAAUUAAAUGAAUAUUUGUAAACAAACCACACCAUGUCUUCAUCUACUUCUAAUUAUGAAAAUAAAAAUUGAAUGAAUCGCAGAAAUUAUAUAACAUGAGUAUGGAUAUGUAGAUU